AUGGGGCGGUUUGUAUGUUGGGUGUUUCUGAUUGCUGUGUCAGUUGUCAUUACUGGUGUAAAUUGUAAGCGGAAGUUCGAUGGUGAUUUCGAGUUUGCAGAGGAGGGUCUCGGGAUUAAAAAGUACGAAGAGGACAUAAAAAGCUCUAUGGGCAAUGCACUAACUAAAAGUACAGUUACAAUUAAGUCAACUUUUAAUGUAGCUGAAUCUAAGUUGAAUGCACCCAGGACUACUGACUGCUCGCCAUCAUCCAAAUCAGAAAUGGCAAAUCGUUUGUUGGAUUGGUUUUCAGUAGUAAUGGCUGAUGCGAAAUUUCGUCGUCAACACGUCAAAUCAAAAGGUCACUUUCCUCCUGGAUGUCAAAUCGAAGUGCGGUGGAUGUUUGGGCAUUUCGAUACUGACGGUGAUCGUAGAAUUUCCCUCUCUGAACUUUAUGGCCUCGAGCACGAUCAGAAUGAGCCUUGCCUCAAGCCUUUCCUUGACAUCUGCAAUACCAAUGGAGAUAUGUUGAUGAGCGGUACAGAAUGGUGUGAAUGUUUUGCCAAAGCUGAAAGACCUUGUGCUGCACUUCGUCGACGUACAUCACUCGAUGUCGCACCCUUAUGUGACUCACGAGGCUACUUCCGAAGUGUUCAAUGUCAUAGUGGUCUUGGACUCUGUUGGUGUGUUGAUCCUCAUGGUGUAGAAUUUGCAGGGACACGUACUCGUGGAUCUAAACCCAAUUGUGAUGGAAUUGAGAGCAAACUUGCCAAUGAUAGCCUAAAGACGAACACCGUAAAUGUAGGAAAUGUUGAAAUUAAUAAUGACGAUGAAGAUUCCGAUACAGAGGGUGUUAAUGACUUUGAAGGAUCGGCCGAUCAACCCCUUGAUUUUUAAAUUUGAAGUACUUGAGGUAUUUUUAUUCCAUCAUACUCAAAGUCAAGAUUAGUAAAGUUUAAUGAUGAAUUUACUCGGAGAGAGAGGGAUCUUUUCCACGUUUUUCUACAGCGUAUUUGCAAAAAAUCUUCUCUUCCGUAUUAUUCUCAAUUAAAUGUGAAAGGCAAUUACAUAAUAAACCUUCGCUAUUCGUAAAUAAAAGUGGAGGGAAGGUGGACUAUUAUUGGGUAAAAGAUGACAUAUUUAUUCUGGAAAAUUCUUGCCAUUGGAUAGAUUGUUCAAGGGAGUACUAAAUAUAUUCAAUUUCUAUGAAAAUUUCAUUCACUAUAA
This is a messenger RNA of Fopius arisanus, 1206 nucleotides long. RefSeq names its product Proteoglycan Cow (gene Cow). Gene Ontology annotation, biological process: establishment of protein localization to extracellular region. Gene Ontology annotation, molecular function: calcium ion binding. The record is from RefSeq and is a predicted model, not a curated record. The transcript has 5 exons. Bases 1 to 876 code for a protein of 291 amino acids. NCBI's taxonomy places the organism in Eukaryota, Metazoa, Arthropoda, Insecta, Hymenoptera, Braconidae.